Microthlaspi erraticum is the source of this 2274-nucleotide messenger RNA. Lineage: Eukaryota; Viridiplantae; Streptophyta; Magnoliopsida; Brassicales; Brassicaceae. The record is from the annotation of a GenBank genome assembly.
AUGCCUUUUGGUCUUUGCAAUGCUCCUGCUACAUUUCAGAGAUGCAUGAUGUCUAUCUUCACAGACAUGAUUGAGCAGUUUAUGGAGGUCUUUAUGGAUGACUUUUCUGUCUAUGGGUCUUCCUUUAAAGAUUGUCUAGAUAACUUGUGCAAAGUGCUUGCUAGAUGUGAAGAGAAGCAUUUGGUUCUUAAUUGGGAGAAGUGCCACUUUAUGGUCAGAGAUGGCAUUGUACUUGGGCACAGAGUUUCAAGAGCUGGUAUCGAGGUUGAUCGCGCAAAGAUUGAAGUUAUGACUAGUUUGCAGCCACCUGAUUCAGUGAAGUCUGUGAGAAGUUUUCUGGGACAUGCUGGCUUUUACAGGAGAUUCAUCAAGGAUUUCAGCAAGAUUGCAAGACCACUAACUGCUUUGCUUUGUAAGGAUGUGAAGUUUGAGUUUACUGCAGAUUGUCUCUCUGCCUUUGAACAGAUCAAGCAAGCAUUGGUAAGUGCUCCAAUUGUGCAACCUCCAGACUGGGAAUUACCUUUUGAGGUGAUGUGUGAUGCCAGUGAUUUUGCAGUUGGAGCUGUAUUGGGUCAGAAGAAGGACAAGAAACUUCAUGAUAUCUAUUAUGCUAGUAGUACACUUGAUGAUGCACAAAGGAAUUAUGCAACUACUGAGAAGGAGUUGUUGGCUGUUGUGUUUGCUUUUGAGAAGUUUCGACCCUAUUUGGUUGGUUCUAAGGUGAUUGUGCAUACUGAUCAUUCUGCUCUUAAGCACUUGAUGCAAAAGAAGGAUGCCAAACCAAGACUGUUAAGGUGGAUUCUUCUUCUUCAAGAGUUUCACAUUGAAGUUAGAGAUAAGAAAGGAGUUGAGAAUGGAGUUGCUGAUCAUCUUUCACGAAUUACGAUUGAAGAUGAAGUCCCCAUUGAUGAUCUUCUGCCGGAAGAGCACAUAAUUUUUGUGGAGACUGGUUUUCAGCAAGAUUUUCGUCACAGACAUGAUGCAUCGGGCGACACAGAUAUGGUAUCGGUCAACCCAAAAGACUUGCGUCGGGCGACACAAGCAACAUGCGUCGGUCGACGCAAGUUCCAGCCAAAGACAGUUUGUUCUACGAUUUCUGCAAUCUUCUCAGAAGCUGAAACUUAUGCUUUGGACAUUCCUGCUCUCCCAUGGUAUGCUGAUUUCGCCAAUUAUCUUGCUGCAGAGACUGAACCUGAUGAUUUCAAGGGUUAUGCCAAGAAGAAGUUCAUGAGAGAAUUGAGAUACUAUUGGGAUGAACCUUAUUUGUACAAGCAUUGUUCAGAUGGGAUCUACAGGAGAUGUAUUGCAGAAUCUGAGGUUCCAGAGGUAUUAUUCCAUUGUCAUAGCUCUGAUUAUGCUGGACAUUUUGCUGCUUUCAAGACAAUAUCCAAGAGAAGAGGGAAGAUAAGCAAGCGACAUGAGAUGCCACAGAACUUCAUCUUGGAGGUUGAAGUCUUUGAUUGCUGGGGCAUUGAUUUCAUGGGUCCUUUUCCCUCAUCCCUUGGGAACAAGUACAUAUUGGUUGCAGUGGACUAUGUGUCUAAAUGGGUUGAAGCUAUUGCUAGCAAUACCAACACUUCUGCAGUGGUUCUGAAGCUAUUCAACACCAUCAUUUUUCCUCGCUUUGGAGUGCCUCGAAUUGUUAUUAGUGAUGGUGGUUCACACUUUAUAAACAAAGUGUUUGAGAAACUACUGCAGAAGCAUGGAGUACAGCAUCGCGUUGCCACUCCCUAUCAUCCACAGACUACUGGGCAACUUGAGGUCUCCAAUAGACAAAUCAAAGAGAUCUUAGAGAAGAUUGGAAAGACAAGGAAGGAUUGGUCUACAAAGCUGGAUGAUGCACUUUGGGCUUACAGAACAGCUUUCAAGACACCACUUGGAACUACACCGUUUCAUCUGCUUUAUGGGAAAGCAUGUCAUCUUCCAGUGGAGCUUGAGCACAAGGGAGCAUGGGCUGUUAAGAUGAUGAACUUUGACAUCAAGUCUGCUGCAGAGAGGCGUUUGGUUCAGCUCAAUGAAUUGGAUGAGAUAAGAUAUCAUGCUUAUGAGAAUUCCAAGCUGUACAAGGAGAGGACCAAGGCAUAUCAUGACAAGAAGAUCCUCUCUAGACACCUUGAGCCCAAUGAUCAGGUUAGACCAUAUGGUGCUGUUGUCCUAGUGAACUCUGAAGGCAAAGAGUUUGCUGUCAAUGGACAAAAGGUGAAACAUUAUUGGGCGAAAGCUGCGAUUCCAGAAGGGCAUAUCAUGCCUCUGGAUGAUACACCUACUGCUUGA